GAAAGCGAGCGCGGCUACGGUCGCGCGGGGAGCAGAGGUGGCGGCGGGCGGCGGCGGCCCCGGGAGCCGCCGAGUGCCCCUCCCGGCCCCUCCUCCGGCCCCCCACCCACUCACCCGCCCAAGGCCGGCGCCCAUGGCCGCGCGCGCCCCGCGCCUCUUCCCGGACUUCGUCGCCCAGCCAGCAGCUCCGCGCCACCGCGUCCAGUCUCACCUGGUGGCGCCGCCCGCCCGCCGCCGCCCCGGCCACAGCCCCUGCGCCCACGGCGACAGCCGCAGCGACAGCGGCGGAGGACGUCGCUGAGUCGAGAAGAGCGCAGCCCGGCGGCCGGACCUACUUUAUUCGUCUUGCCGAUUGUCUAUUUUUUUAUAAGAGUUUGCAGGUUUUCUAAGAACUUUUGUAUUUAAAGAAAGUUUUUUUAAAAGGCAUCUCAAAUUUAUUGAAUCCAAAGAAGAAGGCUCUCGGGCAGUUGGGGAUUUGGGGUUUGGGCUUCGUUUCUAAGUUUUUUUUUUCCUCUUCGUUGACUUUGGGGUUCGGGUACCCCCACUGCUUAGAGCUCCCGAGGAUCUUCUGGGCCCCUACAUUAAUGAGGCAGCCACCUGGCGAGUCUGACAUGGCUGUCAGCGACGCUCUGCUCCCGUCCUUCUCCACGUUCGCGUCCGGCCCGGCGGGAAGGGAGAAGACACUGCGUCCGGCAGGUGCCCCGAAUAACCGCUGGCGGGAGGAGCUCUUGAACAUGAAGCGACUUCCCCCGGUGCUACCCGGCCGUCCCUACGACCUGGCGGCGGCCACAGUGGCCGCGGACCUGGAAAGCGGGGGAACCGGUGCGGCUUGCGGCGGCAGCAAUCCGGCGCUCCUACCCCGGAGGGAGACGGAGGAGUUCAACGAUCUCCUGGACCUGGACUUUAUCCUCUCCAACUCCCUGUCCCAUCAGGAGUCGGUGGCCGCCACCGUGUCCUCGUCGGCGUCGGCCUCAUCCUCGUCCUCCCCGUCGAGCAGCGGCCCCGCCAGCGCGCCCUCCACCUGCAGCUUCAGCUACCCACUGCGGGCCGGGGGCGACCCGGGCGUGGCGCCAGGCGGCUCGGGUGGCAGCCUUCUCUAUGGCCGAGAGUCCGCGCCCCCUCCCACGGCGCCCUUCAAUCUGGCGGACAUCAACGACGUGAGCCCCUCGGGUGGCUUCGUGGCCGAGCUCCUGCGGCCCGAAUUGGACCCAGUGUACAUUCCGCCGCAGCAGCAGCCGCCAGGGGGCGGCCUGCUCGGCAAGUUCGUGCUGAAGGCGACGCUGAACACCCCCGGCGGCGAGUACGGCAGCCCGUCGGUCAUCAGUGUUGGCAAAGGCAGCCCCGACGGCAGCCACCCGGUGGUGGUGGCGCCUUACAGCGGCGGGCCGCCGCGCAUGUGCCCCAAGAUCAAGCAGGAGGCUGUCUCCUCGUGCACCGUCGGCCGGCCCCUGGAGGCCCACUUGGGCACUGGACCCCCGCUCAGCAACGGCCACCGGCCACCCGCGCACGAAUUCCCCCUGGGGAGGCAGCUCCCCAGCAGGACUACCCCGACUCUGGGUGCCGAGGAACUGCUGAGUAGCAGGGACUGUCACCCUGCCCUGCCGCUCCCCCCGGGCUUCCAUCCUCACCCCGGGUCCAACUACCCACCCUUCCUGCCUGACCAGAUGCAGCCGCAGGUCCCGCCGCUCCAUUACCAAGGUCAGUCCCUGGGAUUCGUGGCUCGGGCUGGGGAGCCCUGCGUGCGCCAGCCGUCCUGGGCGCUCGGGGUGUUGCUGACCCCACCCUCUUCACCCCUAGAGCUCAUGCCACCCGGUUCCUGUAUGCCGGAGGAGCCCAAGCCAAAGAGGGGGAGAAGGUCGUGGCCGCGGAAAAGGACGGCCACCCACACUUGUGAUUACGCGGGCUGCGGCAAAACCUACACAAAGAGUUCUCAUCUCAAGGCACACCUGCGUACCCAUACAGGUGAGAAGCCCUACCACUGUGACUGGGACGGCUGUGGGUGGAAGUUUGCCCGCUCGGAUGAACUGACCAGGCACUAUCGGAAACACACGGGACACCGCCCCUUCCAGUGUCAGAAGUGCGACCGGGCUUUCUCCAGAUCGGACCACCUCGCCUUACACAUGAAAAGGCACUUUUAGAUCCCAGACGGUGGAGAUGACCCGCGCUGCCGGAGCAGAGUUCAGUAUUUCUACCUGUCACACUGUCUUCCCGGUGAAGGGGGGCGGGGACCCAGCUGGAGAGCACUACAGUCAUGGCCACCUUCGCAGCGAGUCAACUUGUGAAUGGAUAAUCAGGAGAAAUGAGGAAACCAAAGGAUACAAAUGCAAGAACAGAUGGAGUCUGUGACUGCAUCUUCUGUUCAUUCCAAUUCUGAAUCCAACUUGAAUAUUCCCAGACUUAGGAAACGCCAAGGGGGUGACUGGAAGUUGUGGAUAUCAGGGUAUACUAAUUAGAUCUGUGCAUUGGGGGGAGGGAAGGCCACAUUCCCUUGAAUCAUGUUUUCGAUGCAGUAUAAGUAUAAAGAUCACCUUAUAUUCUCUUUGCCUUCGACAAGCCAUUAUUAUGAUAUUAGAAGAAGAGGAAGAAAUUCAGGUACAGAAAAUGCGUUUUAAUAGCCUAACUGAUGGUGCUUAGUGGAUCUUGGUUCUAAAGGUACCAAAUGAGGAAGCCAAAGUUCUCAAACUGCUGCAUACUUUUGACAAGGAAAAUCUAUUUUUGUCUUCCGAUCUACGUUUAUGACCUAAGUCAGGUAAAUACGCCUGGUUUACUUUUAACAUUUGUGAUGCAGACAGUCUGUUUAAGCACUGUGGUUUCAGAUGUGCAAUAACUUGUACAAUGGUUUAUUCCCGAGUAUGCCUUAAGCAGAACAAAUUUUUUUUCUAUAUAGUUCUUUGCCUUAAUAAAUAUGUAAUAUAAAUUUAAGCAAACUUCUAUUUUGUAUAUUUGUAAACUACAAAGUAAAAAAAAAAAACGAACAUUUUGUGGAGUUUGUAUUUUGCAUACUCAAGGUGAGAAUUAAGUUUUAAAUAAAUAAACCUAUAAUAUUUUAU
This is a messenger RNA of Choloepus didactylus (southern two-toed sloth), 3050 nucleotides long. RefSeq names its product Kruppel like factor 4 (gene KLF4). Bases 585 to 2138 code for a protein of 517 amino acids. Gene Ontology annotation, biological process: regulation of transcription by RNA polymerase II. Gene Ontology annotation, molecular function: DNA-binding transcription factor activity, RNA polymerase II-specific; RNA polymerase II cis-regulatory region sequence-specific DNA binding. The record is from RefSeq and is a predicted model, not a curated record. NCBI's taxonomy places the organism in Eukaryota, Metazoa, Chordata, Mammalia, Pilosa, Megalonychidae. The transcript has 4 exons.